GCGCCUGACGAGGAAAGUCCUAACCAAAGGAGAUGACUUCUCUGUACCUCCUGACCCUGCUCCUGACAUUGGAAACCCCGACUCAGGGAGUAUUAAGAUGGGGAAUACUGUCUGCCUUUCCUAAACCUAUGCCUGUCCGCUUCAAUGCGGCCGUUUUUCCGCGCUUUUUCACUACCAAUUCUAGUAUGAAUCUGCCCUACUUAGCAAAAGACACUGUAACCGCCCCCUUAGGAGAGAACCGAUCGUUCUUUACUGAGGGAAGUCUAUGCUUUUCCACACAGAACCUUUCCAAGUGUAUUCACUUAAAACAGCGUAAGUACGGGUGGUUCGACAAGGCUAAGAUCACCGUGUCACAUACAAAUCCUACAAUUAGUGUGAACAUGCUCCAUUCAGUUCUCUGGAUCAAUGGGACCUUUGUAAACCCCCCUAACAGCACUCAUUCCCAUACUACUAGUCCCCAACAACCUAAAUAUUCCCCCCACUGUCUAGGUAAUUAUGAAGGAGAGUUGUGGCCCUGGACAGAUUGUCAGUCACAUAAAUCCACCUGGGCAGACGUAGCGCAGAGGUACACCAUCUCCCCUAGGAUGCUUGACCCAAUACUCCCAGGACCUAACGUUACUUGGGAUAUGGGAGGCUGGCAGCAAGAUAGGAACGUGAACCCUUUCCACAAAUGGAUGCUUUGUGGAAUUAAUGGCUCCUGUUCUGACCUUUCCCCUCUAACUGCCCUCCUGGGAGGAUCCAUCAGCGGUAGAAGUAAUGUCUCUUGUACUCAUCAUUCUACUUUGACCACAGGGAAAUCGAAUUUCAGCUGCACCACAAUACAUGAAGUGCAGAAUGCUACUGCUUUCCCACCUUCUCCAGUAUGCGUUUACCCCCCAUUUCUGUUUAUACUAUCCAAUGGCAGCCUUGACUCUUGCUCCAAUGAAACCUGCUUUAUGUCUCAGUGCUGGGAUGCACAUAAUUACACAGAUGCCUUAGUGGCCCGCAUCCCUCGUUGGGUCCCAGUCCCUGUAGACGCACCCGACGCCAUGACCCUGUUUCGAGAAAGACGUGACUUCGGCGUUACAGCCGCCAUAGUGCUCCUGAUCUCCGUGACCGCAGUUGUGGCCACCGCCGCUGGUAUAGCCCUGGACACCUCCAUCAAAUCAGCUACUGAGCUCAACAACCUUGCUGCUUCAGUAGCUUCUGCCCUAGACCAGCAAUCCACACUCGAUGGCAAGCUGAAAGGAGGAAUAAUGAUCCUCAAUCAGCGCAUAGAUCUAGUAGAAGAGCAAAUGGAAGUACUUUGGCAGAUGGCCCAAUUAGGGUGUGAGCGUAAAUACCGCGCCCUCUGCAUUACUAGCAUUCAAUAUGAUGAUUUUACACGGGCAGCUAACCUGUCACGAGACCUGUCCCAGUAUCUUUCAGGAAACUGGUCCCAAGACUUCGAUGGAGCGCUAGAAGAACUGCGGCGAGAAAUAAUCCACAUCAACUCCACCCGUCUAGAUAUCUCUGUAGCAGAAGGACUCUCUUCCUAGUUCCUCAGAGCUCUCUCCCACGUCAAGGAGUGGGCGGGCAUGGCUGGGAUGGGCGUGUUCAUGCUUGGAGGUCUCAUGCUCCUACUCUGGUUGUUAUGCAGGCUCCGCAGACAACACAAGCGGGACAAAGUAGUCCUUGCUCAAGCCUUAAUGGCAAUAGACGUUGGCACCUCUCCCCAAAUCUGGCUCAACAUGCUUGAGAAGGAAGCCCGGCUUUAGCUUGAGGUAGCUCUUGCACCCUGAGCCCAUGUGGCACUGCACCAGGCCCGAGUACCUCACUGCUUAAUCACAGCUUUCUUUAAGAAGCUCAUGGUGCAAGAGGGUUGAGAAAAAGGGUCCAAACCCUUUGUACCAAGCGGUCCCAACGCCAGCCAGAGGAUGCGAGGCAAAGCACUGCAAGAGGUCUUGGACCCCUCUGAGAGGCAUGCCUGACUGCAUAGGGGUAGAUGCCCAGAAACCCCUCUCCAAAAAAGGGGCAUCAGAAAGUGUGAUGGAGGUCAGGCCUCUGUCUCCGCCUCUGCUGGCAAGUUCCGCUUUGAGCUUCUAUUAGACAAAAAAGGGGGAGAUGUUGGCAGCCGCGCCCAGAAAAUGGCGCCCAAUGCAGGGCAGCCGGAAGGCCCCAAACUUCCUAGUGACAAAACACCCCACACCACUAAACCACAUGCUAAUUACGCCUUGGCAUAAGGACCAAUGAGACCCACCAAAUUGUUAUGCUAAUAAGGCGUAUGGAGCCGCACCAACCAGGUCAGAGCAUGAGAACUAUAUAAGCAAGCCUCUCCUUCCCCUCUGGGUCCUGCCCAACGCAUUUGUUUCACAAAGA
Molecule: messenger RNA, 2337 nt
Organism: Manis javanica (Malayan pangolin)
Lineage: Eukaryota; Metazoa; Chordata; Mammalia; Pholidota; Manidae
Source: RefSeq, a predicted model, not a curated record